UGAAUGGAGUGUUUUCCACUCGAUUUUAAGUGAAAUUUUCCUCAUUAUCUACAAUAAUACAAUGUAAUUUAAGUAUAGUUUAAGUGAAAAAAAGUUAUGAAAGUUCGAAACUCGCAAGAAUUAUUCAGUUUGUGACAAAAGUGCGGCAAUCCUGUGAAGACAAUCGAGUGACUUGUAGUUAUCGUGGUCGUCAGGUGUGUGAUUACGUGACAACUAUUGUCUGCUCGCAGUACGUAUGACGAAGACAAGCAAGCCGAUGUAUCCUCUCGUGUAAUUGCUGGAGGUUGAAGAAAUAUGAACUCAUGGAUCCCAGAUCCCAGAUCGUGGUUAACUUUCGACUCGGAUUCGACCCUACACCGGACUGACUCGAUGGUAUCUCUUUGCUACCGAAACCUCACCAGUUAUAUUACCGACGACAACCUCGCGGGUCUUCAGAGCUAUCUCGAAAACAAGAGGGUUCAAGUCGACGAUCGAGAUGAGAAUGGAAGUACGGCCCUCGUAUUUGCAGCGAGCAAAGGAAAGUUACACUUUGUGCGAGAGCUUAUUAACCAUGGAGCAGAUGUCAAUGCCGAGGACGCAGACAACUGGACCGCGUUGUUGUUUGCGGCAAAGGAAGGAUACGUGGACGUCUGCCUCGAACUACUCGAUCAUGGAGCCAACCUGGAGCACCGCGAUAUGGGUGGAUGGUCAGCCCUUAUGUGGGCGACUUACAAAGGCAAAACGAACACAGUCUCGCUUUUGCUGUCAAAAGGUGCGGAUGUCAAUGCUCAUGGGAAUUACCACAUAUCUUCCCUGUUGUGGGCUUCGGGUAGAGGAUAUCCCGAAAUUGUCAAGGAUCUCCUCGCACACGGCGCGAAGGUCAACGUCGGCGAUAAGUAUGGAACGACAGCACUCACCUGGGCAUGUAGAAAAGGAAACAUAGAGAUCGUAGACACUCUACUGAAGGCUGGAGCUACUGUCGACACAGCAGGAAUGUAUUCCUGGACGCCCCUGCUGGUUGCAACCCUCGGCAAUCACAUCGAUGUCGUAAUUUUACUGCUCGAGCAUAAACCUAACGUAAAUGCUCUUGACAAGGACGGUGCCACCGCUCUCAUGAUCGCUUGCAGAGAAGGUUACCAUGAAAUAGUAAAUGCACUUGUAAACGCGGGUGCCUAUAUAAAUGUCCAGGACAGAUCUGGCGACACGAAUCUGAUUCAUGCCGUCAAGGGUGGACACAGAGGAGUAGUUGAAUCGCUUUUAAAAAAAUACGCCGACGUUGACAUCGCCGGCAAGGAUAAGAAAACCGCAACUUACAUUGCAGUAGAGAAAGGCAAUAUAGCGAUAUUGAAAUUGUUACUAAGCGCCAAUCCAGACCUAGAAAUUGCAACAAAGGAUGGUGACACUCCACUGCUGAGGGCUGUCAGGUCGAGAAAUGCUGAAAUGGUUCAGCUUCUUCUCGACAAGAAAGCCAAGGUGUCGGCCACUGACAAGAAAGGCGACACGGUCCUUCACAUUGCCAUGCGCGCCAGAUCGAAAGGCAUCGUCGAAAUUCUCCUCAGGAAUCCAAAGAAUAGUCAAUUGCUCUAUCGACCCAAUCGUCAAGGCGAGACGCCUUACAACAUCGAUGUCAAUCAUCCCAAAACAAUUUUAGGACAAAUUUUUGGUGCUCGUCGGCUAAAUACAAACGAGGACAACGAAAAUAUGCUGGGUUAUGAUCUUUACAGCAGUGCUUUAGCCGAUAUUCUUAGUGAACCUUCUUUAUCAACACCAAUCACUGUCGGUCUUUAUGCCAAGUGGGGUUCCGGAAAGUCUUUUCUUCUUAAUAAACUGCGAGAGGAAAUGAAGAAUUUUGCAAGGCACUGGAUCGACCCAGUAUUCCAGUUUUCUUCCUUGCUCUUCGUCGUAGUCUCACACGUCUCUGUUUUAAUUGGAGUCACUCUAGGUCUCGCCUUACAGUCUUGGAUAAUUGGAUUAUCAACUGGUGCUGGUUUAAUCGUCCUCGUCUACGUCUUCCUAGUGCUGAUAUGGCACUUCAAUAAAAAACACGAUUGGUACUGGCCCUACAGUUUCACCGUGGCUCUCAGUACAAAAUUAAACUCCCUGAAACUUUUGCUUCAAGUGACAUUCUGUCAUCCGCCAACGGGCGAAGUUCACGAUGGCAUUACAGUACAACCGAUCAAAUUUUACUUUACCGAUCAAACGAAAGUCGGCACAACAACUGCCGGUGAAAAUGCGGUUGUACAAAUGGUAGGAUCUCUCUAUGAUUCCAUCGAGGGAGAUUUUGGUUCUCUGGCGACUCGUUUGUACCGAGCCUUCAGACCGAAACCCCUCAAAACGACAAACCCCUGGAAAUGGAGACGGAUGUGCUGCUUGCCCUAUGUCGUUAUAUUCGAACUUUGCUUCAGCAGCUUCCUUGUAUUAAUCUCAAUACUCUCUGUCUAUCUCGUCGAUAUAUCCACCGACACAGUCACUAUUGAGCCCUUUACGGCACAUAUGAUAAUGCUCACCGUUGCGCUCUUGUUGUCUGUUAGCCUAAUUGCAAAUUUGUACACCUGGAGUAGGACACUUCGGGCACUAUUUUUCUCCCAAAGGAGACACCUUCAGCGAAGCAUAUCCAAAUUGGAAACUUUAAAAAGUGAAGGCUUUCUGCAAACUCUGAAACGUGAAGUGAAUCUUAUGACGGAUAUGAUCAAGUGCCUCGACAGUUUUAGUUCUCAACAAAGCAGACUAGCAGUUAUAGUCGAUGGCCUGGACAGUUGCGAGCAGGAUAAGGUUUUGCUAGUUCUGGACGCGAUUCAAGCCUUGUUCAGUGACAACGGUUGUCCCUUUAUCGUCAUUUUAGCGAUCGAUCCUCACAUCAUCGCCAGGGCCGUGGAAGUCAAUAGCAGAAGGCUAUUUAUCGAUUCAAAUAUAGGUGGUCAUGAUUACCUUAGAAACAUGGUUCACCUACCCUUUUAUCUACAAAAUAGUGGCUUGCGAAAGGUGAAAGUUGCUCAGCAGACCGCGCAACAUACGAAGAAAACGGUUUGGACUGAGGCAGAGGAAAGUGUGAAUUAUGCCGCAUCGGGCGCGAUCAGUCGAUCAGUUUCUAAUAGACGACUGAGCACCGAAUCGGGCGUGAUGACCAGCAACGAGAAACUGAAACCACCGAGUAGAAAAGGCAGCCGAAAAUUGCGCCUGAGCGAGUCAAUCGCCAGCAGCAUUGGCAGCAAUCUAAAUCGGCUCGGAGGUGCCCAAGAUUUGAAUAAGAUGCUUCUCACGGAUGAUUACUUCAGUGAUGUUAAUCCCAGAAGCAUGAGAAGACUCAUGAAUGUCGUCUACGUUACUGGACGGUUACUCAAAGCAUUCCAAAUCGAUUUCAACUGGUAUCACCUCGCUAGUUGGAUCAACAUCACUGAACAGUGGCCCUUCCGAACUUCCUGGCUAAUUCUUUACUUUGACACCUGCGAAGAAAAUUUGGACGACUCGAUGUCGCUUAAAAGCCUUUACGAUAAAGUUCGACCCCAGAUUCCAGUUUUAAAAGAUGUUCAGCCCCUGCUUGACAUGGAUAGAGACGAGAGGAAACUUGACGUUUUUCUGACCUUUCAUCGAUCCAGUUUGCUGAUCAGCGAUAUGAAGAUAUUUUUGCCCUUCACAAUCAACCUCGAUCCUUAUAUUAAGAAAAGGAUUAAGGAGGAACAGCAGAGCUUGGAGGACGAUUCGAACCAAGCAUACUUCAAAUCAAUUCAUCCCUGGAAUGUGGUCGCUGGUCCCCACGAACCCUGGUCUAGUAGAAGCGUUUUGACCAAUAGAGCAUCCAGAAAUGGCAAAGCGACGAUUUCCCAGCCGAAUAAUCUACCCAACUCACAUGCUUGGACUGUCCAGCCUCAUUUUGAAUGGCCAUAUCCACAGUGGCAACCGCCUCCGAUGGAGCCUCUGCAGAAACCAAUCUCUGCCACUACAACUUUACCUCCCGAAAUUUUGGACACGAAACUUUCAAGUUUAUCAGUGAAUGGAUUAUGCGAAUUGCUCGAGAAAAUUGAGGACCUCAAUCCACAUCAACUGCAGCGUUACAAGGAAAUUAUUAAGCAGAAUAAUAUAACUGGAAGGGUUCUACUUCACUGUGAUUUGCAGGAGCUCAAAAAAGUACUUAAAAUGUCCUUCGGCGACUGGGAACUAUUUCGAAUGGUGGUGGUUUCUCUACGAGAACAGGAACUUUCAUCAUUCACGACUCACGAAGAAGGACCCCGAAGUGUUCGUUUUUCCGUUGGAAGUGAACAAAUAAACAGAAAAGACCACACUGCAGUCAAUCCACCGAGGGUGACCCCAAUUAUCGAGAAGGAAAAGAUAACAUCGAGAACUGAUGGUCCAUCAAGAAGAGACCAAGGCAAACAAUCCAUUAUGGAAAAACAAGUAACAUUAGAGGAGCAAAUGAUUUGUGGCGCGCUUCAAACAUUAAAUGAAGAAGCUUGCGAGGACGUUCUAGAUGUGCCAUCGCCCAAUCCAGCGCCCACGGACUCACAUCCAGGUGAUCGCGCCAGAUCAAGAACAUCGAGUAUAUCAGCUCCGGAUACAGAAUAUGUGAUUCUACAGUCGAACCCUCUUCUGCACUGGGUGCCAGUUCAGGACGAUUUCGAGAGUACGGAAGGCAGUUCGCUGGGCUCGAAUAGUCUACAACGAACCGAUUCCCAACGAAGUAUAGUUUCCCAAUUGAGUAUAAAAUCGACCUGUUCCUACAAUCGUCGAAAUUCUUCAAGAAGUGCGAGCAGCAGACCCUCUUCUCUUCUAGCUUCUCCUCCAGCAUCCCCUCGGCCAGCUUUCCGGUCAAAAUCGAUCGACGACAACUACACCGUCUACGAUCCUCAGAAAUUCCAAAAAUCCAGAAAUUCUAAUCCCAAUAUCGGUCAGAAUUUGCCCUUAAUUUCCAUGCCUGUCCCUGUCACCACCUUUGGAAAGUUCAGCAAACUCAAGGGUCGUUUUGCAGGCUCGUCAAAUCAAAAUCCGCAAAAAGGAGACGAAAGUGACGACGAGUCGACACCCUUAGUUUCGGAACUUUCCUCCCCCGCGCAUUCCAAUUCCGACAGUGUUUUUAGAAAUGAUUUUAGCCCGGAUAACAGUAGUGAUUUUUCGCUCUCCUCGGGAAAAAGUAUUCCGAAAGGGGGAGAGCAGUCUUUGGAGUUCAAACAUUCGGAUUCGAUGAAUCUUAUCCUUCGAGAAAACUCGGGUGCGAGACUCCUUUCAAGGCAAAAUGCGGAAGACUGGGAGAAUCCAGAGACACCGGUCUGAUACUUUUUUUUUUAUUUAGGGAUCUUAAUUUUUUUAGUUUAGUUUAGAAUUUUAUUUUAGAAUCAGAGCUUUUCUACUUGUAAUCUCUAGAUUGAUGGAAAAAAUAACUUUGCUCGUGAUCAUGACCAGUGAUAUUUUUUAUUAACAUUUUUUUUAAUGUUCUUUAUAGUCCGGCCUAGGUAAAAUAUGUGAUCAAAAUUUUGGAAUGUUUAGUUGAAUUAUGAAAAGUUUUUUUAUAAACACCUUGUAGGAGGAUCCUUCAAAUAGUGGAUAAUCAGUGAUUAAAAAUAUUAAUAUUUGUAAAAUAAUUUAUUUUAUCUAAUUAAUAUUUAAGACACUAUACGUGCUCAUAAAUUAAAAUUAGAAUUAAUUUCUUUUUCUUUUAUUUGUGCUCUUAAUUAAUGAUUAUCCACUGUAAACAGGUUUCCCCUAAGUCAAAUCGAAGAGGAAAUCUUGAACUUUUUCUCGAUUUUUUUAGAUUCAUGGUAAUUAUGAAGGAGGUAUCCUGUGAGUUUUGUUCUUUCUUAACUAUUCCUUCAUAUAUAAAACUUUUUUUUAUAAUAUAAAAUAAAUUUGUUUUAAAUUAACUAAAAUCAUAUAUGUACAAAAUGUAGUUUAAAGCAUUAUAAUUUUUUUUCUUCAAAUUAUUUAAUUUUAAAUCUUUUAGAUUUAACAUAACAAACUUCAUGAAAUUAUGAUUUUUUUUAGUCCGUUUAAACUAAUUUUGCUUCAUGGAGAAAGGCA
Belonocnema kinseyi is the source of this 5988-nucleotide messenger RNA. RefSeq names its product kinase D-interacting substrate of 220 kDa (gene Arms). The record is from RefSeq and is a predicted model, not a curated record. The coding region runs from base 295 to 5244 and encodes 1649 amino acids. Gene Ontology annotation, molecular function: protein binding. Lineage: Eukaryota; Metazoa; Arthropoda; Insecta; Hymenoptera; Cynipidae. The transcript has 22 exons.